GGCUGGGGCGGGGCUCGAGCGGCGGUUGUAGGCGUGGCGCGCCGUGACGCGAUCGAGCCCGGCAGCCAAUGAGCGUCUGCGGGAGGCGAGUUUGAAUCGGCAGUGCCGGAGCGAGGCCGUGAGGAGCGGAGCGGCGCGGCUGCGAUGAGGAAGAGCGAGGCGCUGGCGGCCGAGGCCGUGUCCUGCCUGAACCGGGCCCUGGUGGCCCUGCGGGACAUCUGGGAGGAGAUCGGCAUCCCCGAGGAGCAGCGCCUGGAGCGCACCGACGUCGUCAAGAAGCACAUCAAGAGCCUCCUGGACAUGAUGGUUGCAGAGGAGGAGAACCUGAAGGAGCGUCUCUUGAAGAGCAUUGCCCUGUGCCGGAAGGAGCUCGACACCCUUUGUCGGGAGCUGCAGCUGGACCCCUUUGAGGCAGAGGAGGAAAGUACCAUUCUGCAGCUGGAGAAGAAUUUGCGCACCCGUGUGGAAGUGAUGCUAAAGCAGAAGAGGGAUAGGAAGCAGGAGCUGAAAACCCUACAAGAGCAAGACCAAGACUUGUGUGACAUUCUUUGCACAACUCCAUUCUGUAUUGACAGCAACGCUGUGCCCAGCCUGGAGGAGCUGGAUCGCUACAGGCGCCACUUGGCCUCUCUGACUGCUGAGAAGGAGCGAAGGCGAGAGGAGUUUGUCAGCACCAAGCAGCAAAUCAUCCUCUGCAUGGAGGAGCUGGACCACACCCCAGACACCAGCUUUGAGCGGGAUGUAGUGUGCGAGGAUGAAGAAGCCUUCUGUUUGUCCACAGACAACAUUGCUGCCCUCCAAGAUCUGCUGCAGCAGCUGGAAGCCCGACGAUCCCUGAAUGAAGCGGUGUGCGCAGAGCUGCGCUCCAGAAUCCUUGCACUUUGGGAAAGGCUGCAGAUUCCUGUGGAGGAGAGAGAAUCUUUUACAGUGCAUAUGACUGGAUCUAGAGCCAAAACCAGGAAAGCUCUGCAGUUGGAAGUGGACCGUCUGGAGGAGCUGAAGCUGCAGAACAUGAAGGCUGUGAUUCAGGCAAUCAGGGCAGAGCUGGCUGACUACUGGGACAAAUGCUUCUAUAGCCAGGAGCAGAGAGAUGUCUUCAGCCCCUAUUACGAUGAGGACUACACGGAGACCCUGCUCCAGCUCCACGAUGCUGAGGUGGGGAAGCUGAAGCAUUACUACGAGACACAUAAGGAUCUGUUUGAGGCUGUCCAAAAAUGGGAGGAAAGCUGGAAGCUGUUUCUGGAGCUGGAGAGGAAAGCAACCGAUCCCAGUCGCUUUGCCAACCGUGGGGGGAACCUGCUGAAAGAAGAGAAGCAGCGAGCAAAACUGCAGAAGACCCUUUCCAAGUUGCAGGAGGAGCUGGAGAGCAGGGUCCAGGCCUGGGAGCAGGAGCGUGAGGAGGCCUUCCUGGUGAAGGGGCAGCAGUUCAUGGAGUAUGUGACAGAGCAGUGGCAGCUGUAUCGCCUGGAGAAAGAGAAGGAGAAGCAGGAGAGGCACCUGAAGAAAAGCCGCCAGAUUGAGGCAGAGAUGAUGUAUGGAAGUGCCCCGCGGACACCCAUCAAGCGUCGGGUGCUUGGCCCCCACACGCCUGGCAAAGUAAGGAAGCUCAACGGCACUUCCAUCUCCAGCGCCACACCCAACACCACGGUUCGUUCAGCUUUUGGGGGAACUCUCUACCACUCGCCAACAUCUCGGCUACCACCCUCUGGAGGGAAGGCUGCUCGGACCCCCAGCCGUGUGGCUGCGAAACCUCCUCGGCCAGGACACAAGGAGCGGAACAAGGAGAACAUGUCCCAGCUGAAUGGAACCACCCUGAGCGGUGGGUGCACCCCCACAGCCCCUGCCCAGCGUAACUACAGCAUUAAUUCUGUUGCCAGCACCUAUUCUGAGUUUGCGCGCGAACUUUCAAAGGCUUCCAGGUGUGACACUAGCUCCCGCAUCCUGAACUCCACCACCACUACCAACACCUACUGCUGAGGCGUGACCUGUGUGAGGUUCCGGCUGUCUGUAGUCAUAGUGAGUCGCUCUUCUGGCAGAGUGCGAUCACAGCUGUCUGUGCCCAGACCCAAAGCACACGGUGCUGUAGGCUUAACUUUUAACUAGUCCCAGAUGUUACUCUGCAAGCCUGGCUUCCUGCAGGGUUAGGGGGAUGUAGCUACCUGCCAGGAUAGGGUAUGAAAGGGACACUUUUUAGAAACUGCUUUUAUUUGAGGAACUCUUGCAAAUAUUUGAGAUUAAAGGUUUGAGUACGCUGUCUUGUUGGGGUAGCACAGCAGUGGGUGCUGGCUUUGCUGCAGGGGGACCUUCUGCAGCCUGGCUGGGGCUGGGGUGAGUGUUGGUGCUAGGUCAGAGGGGCUCUACCUUUCUGAGCAUGCUGUGGGACAGACGGGACCUAUUCGGGGAGAGCUGGCCUCAGUCUCUCAUCCCAGUUCUUCUCUCCAUGUUUCUGUAGCUAUUUUCCACCAUGAUCUUCCCCGCAGCACAGCAGGCUUGUUUGUAACAGGUUUCUUUAGCAGCAGGUAGCUAAGGUUUCUUUAGCAGGCUCUGCUGUGCCCAGCAUGCUGUGGGUGCGUGACGGGCUCACCCUGUGCUGCAGGCUGGCCUCGGGGUUGAGCCAAGCAGCUUCCCCCAGCUCUGAGCCUGGGGUGCCUGGAGGGAACAGCAGCGCGCUCCGCAGCAAGCCAGCCUCCAAGGCUAUCCCCAGGGAACCGUGCUGCCCCAAGGUGGCAGAGGGAACCAUGCGGUAUCAGCUAUCCCCAAGCUCUGCAUGCAGCGGAGCUGGUGGUAGGGGGUGCUUGAGCUCCUGUUGCUAGCACAGGUGGCCUUCUCCCCCCCGCCUUGAGAAGGGGCAGCUUGUGACAGCUCCAGCAUGUUCUCCAUACCACCCAGGGCUCCCAGCUGCCCUCCCCUGCUCUCUGCUCCAGCGAGGAACAGCAAGCCUCCUGCUUCUGUGGUACUACGAGCACUGGGCCCAGCUGCUGGCAGCCUCUUUGCACCUUUGUUAAUGAAGCUCUGUAUAUAUGUUUGUCUGUCCCUGAUCAGCAUGACUAAUUUGCACCAUGUUAUCACUACAGUCCCCCACUGCUGUUAUUUAUUCCCUGGGUUCCGUCCCCUUGCUCUGUAACUCUGUAUAUACCAUUUAUGGGAAUAAUGCCUAUCUAUGUAUAUAGCUGCUGCUGGUUGUGUCGGUAUGUUGGGGGGCCCGAAGGCUGCUCGGGAGUGGCCCUGUGUGUCUUAGCAGGGGGAGAGGAAGACUGGAGCAGCCCUCUGAACGCAACAUGAGGCAUGACCGCAGCUGUGUUAUGAAAAAGGAGAUGUAAUAAAUAAAUUCAGUCCUUC
This is a messenger RNA of Dromaius novaehollandiae (emu), 3339 nucleotides long. It is a transcript of the gene PRC1, whose product is annotated as protein regulator of cytokinesis 1. Gene Ontology annotation, molecular function: microtubule binding. Bases 145 to 1977 code for a protein of 610 amino acids. The record is from RefSeq and is a predicted model, not a curated record. Gene Ontology annotation, biological process: mitotic spindle midzone assembly; microtubule cytoskeleton organization. Lineage: Eukaryota; Metazoa; Chordata; Aves; Casuariiformes; Dromaiidae. The transcript is spliced from 14 exons. Gene Ontology annotation, cellular component: spindle; cytoplasm; mitotic spindle midzone.